UAUCCAAGGAGCAUUUGGAGAAGAGUUCAGUCACCAUGGCCAGUGAGGAUUGUAAAACUGUUGCUCCCAUAAAGAUGGCCGUGAGGAGCGUCACCAAAGCAUCUGACAUCAGGGAAGACAAUGCUUUGUUCUUGCAGCCAUACAGUAACUGGGAACAGUUCCUAAUGCCUGGCCCACUCUCUGUGGCCAUUUUAGGUGAAAUAAUAUUCCUUUCCGCAGGAGAAGACUUUGCAAUUGACAAGGGUAUGCCCAAGGAAGGAUUUAAGUUCAUUAAAUAUCCCAAAUCAUUCCGUACCUCUUUAGUGCAAGUGAGCAAUGAGGGCUGGGAGGCUUUUCAGAUAGCUCACAAGAACAUGGACCAAAUCCGGCUUCUCUCUGUGACAGUCCCGACUGACAUGAAGGAUGUUGUGAAGUUCCUCAUGCAGAAGAAUCCAAAGUACACUGAAGAUUUCCUCCCGAUCCCUCUGAACAGCAUCAAAUCUACUGCAGAUAAAUGCUUGAUGCUUUCCACGGCUGUGGAGGAGAAAUUUAAUGCAGUCAUCCGUCUGAUCAAUGAACUACUGGAGGCCUGUACAAGCUCCAAAGGAGAUUAUGAUAAACAAUUACAUGAAAUACAAUUUGAAAAGGAACGUGCUGCAAUGCAGGAGGAAGCAUCUAAAGAAAGAAAAGCCAUGAUAGAAGAACAUCAUCAAAAACUGGAAGCCCAAAUGAAGGAAGCAAAGGAAGAUUACAAAGCCAGCAUGGAUUCCAUACCUGUUGGCUGGGAUGCUGUGAACAUGUCUAUGGCAGAAACACUUGUGAAUGGUGUCAGUGCAUUCAUCAGUGGAAGCGUGAUGAAGGCUAUUUUCUCUAGAGAAAGCAGUAAUAUAUGUCAUAAUUCCAGUUCAAGGAAUGAUCAUAACACCAAUCCGAAUUCUGCGGAAGGAGUUGAGAAUGAUAUCAUUUAUAAAGCAGAGACACUACAAAAUGUUAUACAAAAUAUUCAGCCUUUCCUGAGCACGGGUAAAACAAUUAACUUGAGUAAGUUGAACGGUGCGGAUGGUGCUGACAUUUUAAGCUUUUGUAAACAAAGCUUGGAUGGUUUGCAGCAGAAAGCAACAGAUGGAAUGGACUGCAAAGAGAAGCACACAGCAUUGAUGAUCUGUGAAGCAGGAAUUGGAAUAUGUGAGGAGCUGGUAACAAUGGGAAAGUCUAAACAAGCUGACAUAAACAAAAUGGCUGAUCUAGCUGUGAAGAUCAAACAAGUGAUGCAGAAAUCAAUUACAUUCACCUCUCUUAGCAAGGGAAAGACAGGAUCCAUGGGGUUAACUGCCAGUCCACCACACAUUGCUACAGCUCAGCCAGCAGAGGGACUCAGUGGUGUACAGACAGCCAGUCUCAAUGCCAGAAUCAAAGUGGAACAGUCUGCAGCACAGCUACGAGCCUCACAGGAGAUGUAUGAGAAAAGCUUUGAGAAUAUAAAGGAGAAUAACAAAGAACUCCAACAGAUCCUGGAGACUCUGAAGCGUUGUAAUGUUCAGGAAAUAGACUUUAAUACAACUGUGGAGAUGCUCCUGAAGGGAUUGGAUGCAUUAGGCCGUGUGAAGGAACAAUGGGGGAAGAUGGUGCUCUUCUUCACCAUGAUGUCAAACCUGAUCGAAAGCUCACUGAACCCAUCACUUCUCAAAUUCACGCAGUACAGUGAAAAGAUUUCUGGCUAUUCACCGAACCAGCUGACACAGGAUCUAUUGUACACACAGAUCUCUCAUGCCACCAACAUUGCGAGCCUUGUCCACAUGAUUGCUGAAACCUACGUACAGGUCUCCACCCACCACCUGAUGGACCGAGUCAACAGCCUGGGGAAAUUACUGGGACUCGACCCAAAUCGGGACAAAAUUAAGUUUGAUCGGGAACAUGAGAAGUUUGGAUCAGACUGCGAUGAAGCAUCAAAAGCCAUAGAGGUUCUUGUUCAGAAGAACAAGGACCAAUAUAAAAAACGUGUGCAGGCGAGAAUAGAUGCCCUGAAUAACAGUGUGCAGGCCUCGCUAUCCCCAGCCACUCCAGAAGAAAUUAAAGAAAUUCAAGAUGCCGUGCAAGGAGGCAUCCAAGAGGGAUUUGUGGAAACAGCAGAGGAAGUUAUUAAUGAUUUUUACUGA
Messenger RNA from Amblyraja radiata (thorny skate), 2135 nucleotides. RefSeq lists its product as uncharacterized. The record is from RefSeq and is a predicted model, not a curated record. Lineage: Eukaryota; Metazoa; Chordata; Chondrichthyes; Rajiformes; Rajidae. The coding region runs from base 36 to 2135 and encodes 699 amino acids. The transcript is spliced from 2 exons.